AAGGUCCAAGGGAAUCAUGUGGACAACUUUGUCCUCCCAUAACACAGAUAGUGAAGAGGACUGAAGAUCUCGUAACCCAGUGAAACAUAACUGAACAGGGUAGAAACCCAUCAAACUAAGUGUUUUUGAAUCUAUAAGGAAGGAAACCAGGUUUGAGGAUCUAGAGAGUGGAGCAUGAAGCUUAGCGUGGCAUUGUGUUUUGCUGGGGUCUUUGGGGCUUUGGCAGCCGUGUUUACCUUCCUUUCUUUUGGAACUGAUUACUGGCUUAUAGGCUCAGAAACCUGCAGCCCAGACAGUAAAGACUCUGAAGACAACGGAGGACUGACAAUAACGCUAGCUGCAGAUGUGGUGCACGACGAAGGCGGUGAUACAAUUUCAUAUCAUUCUGGUUUCUUCUGGACUUGCUACUUUGGACAGAUGUUUGAUAGCAACUUAAACAAGACGGCAGCAGUUGUGUUCUCAAACAAGAAUUUUGUAAAAGCCUGCUACCCUUCCUACCUGUACCCAUUCCCCCAGGAAAGUCCUACCAACAACACAACAAAUGAUAAUUCAGCUAUCAUCUACAGAGGCUUCUGGAGUGUCUUCAUGCUUAUUAGUGUGGCGACGGUAGCUAUUGGAGGGUUCCUCAUAAUCUGUGCGGCUCCUUUUGCUAACCACUGCUUGUACAAAGCAGGAGGUGGACUCUUCUUGACAUCUGGUUUUUUCCUGCUGGGUGUUGUGGUGAUGCAUGUGGUGUGGCUUCAGGCCCUGGAUGUGAUCCAAACCUACAUUGAACACAGUCGCUCUCACCAUUGUCCAGACUUCACACUGACCCUAAGCUACGGUCUGUCCUUUGUGUUUGCCCCCAUCGGCGUCCUCUUCUCCUUCUUGGCGGGCCUGCUUUUUCUGCUCAUCGGUCGAACUGUUCGGAUCCACCACUGAAUGAAAAGCUUACUGUUUUUACUCAUGCAAGAUGCUGUGUCAAUUGGACGUUCUGUUUUAAUCUGUUAAAUUUGAACACACUGAUCUGAGAGAAACAUUUUGUUUUGUUUUCUUAUGUGGAGCUAAUAGAAGUCAGCCUGAGAAAGAGUGCAUUU
Cyprinodon variegatus (sheepshead minnow) is the source of this 1076-nucleotide messenger RNA. It is a transcript of the gene tmem182a, whose product is annotated as transmembrane protein 182. Gene Ontology annotation, cellular component: membrane. The coding region runs from base 175 to 921 and encodes 248 amino acids. The record is from RefSeq and is a predicted model, not a curated record. Lineage: Eukaryota; Metazoa; Chordata; Actinopteri; Cyprinodontiformes; Cyprinodontidae. The transcript has 5 exons.